Molecule: messenger RNA, 3983 nt
Organism: Papilio xuthus (Asian swallowtail)
Lineage: Eukaryota; Metazoa; Arthropoda; Insecta; Lepidoptera; Papilionidae
Exons: 28
Coding region: 128-3844 (1238 amino acids)
Cellular component (GO): nucleus
Molecular function (GO): protein serine/threonine kinase activity
Source: RefSeq, a predicted model, not a curated record
CAAAAAUAUUCGAUGUAUCAAUUCGCAAGCGUUGAAUUGGAAGAUAGCAGUUGUCUUUUAAGUUCUAGUUCAAAAACUAGAACUAGGACAUAUCUCCGCACACUGUCUGAGAACCCUGAGGAGUUCGAUGUGGGUGUGCCACAGGAUGACCAGGAGGAUCGCAGAUCUUUUACCUAAAAUGGUUGAUAGAAAUAGAACGAAAUGUCUAGAAAUACUAUCUCUAUGUCUAAAUAAUGUACCUUCCAAUGAAGUUAUAUCGUUGUUUGAAUCUAGAGAAGUGUCUAGAUUAGUACAAGAUGGAGAUAGCACUGCGUUAGUACUAUUGGGGCGUGGCUUAUCGAGAUUGGGGCGUGGCUUGACGGGUAUAGGGCGGGGCUUAGUGUUGCAAACUGAGAAACAUUGUCGUAGUGAUGUUAAGAAAGUAAGGGAGGCUGCGUAUGGUGUUCUCAGAUCAGCUGUUGAAUGUCUCUUCACUGAUUCCCUGGAAUCGAACCCGAAACGAUCAGCUCGGUUCAGCAGUCCACUGCUGCAGGACGAGGAGUUGAAGGUGGCUCUGGCUUCCCUGGGUAUAGAGUUGAUGUCUGAUGAUAAACUCAGAAACUCCGUGAGUUCGUGUCUACCUACUAGUAUAGCAACAAGAUUCUGUGAGAGUUUUAUCAUCAGCGUAUACUUGCCUGUGGUGUAUGGUAAUAACAAAUCUGUGAACUGCCUCACAACAUUCCUGGAUAUAUUCUUUAAGGAUCUAUCAGAUAAUGAAGCUUUUAAACGGAAUCUAAUCUCAGAUACCAUGAAGAAUAAACUUCCUACGACAUCAAAAGAUUCAAAUCUUAUAAUUCAUAGCAGUUAUCAAAAUGAAGAUUUGACUACUGAAGAAACAAAAACAAUGGACGUACUAGAAACAUUAUUGCAGUUUUCUAAGACAGGUGAAGCAGCAUCUGCACUAACACUUACACUCCUGACAUCAUUGUCGGGAACAAUCAGGGGUCUUGAUUUUCCUGCCGCCAUGACACAAUUAUUACUGCCUAUGUUAUCACAAGUUGGUGAUAUCACACCAUUUGUGAUAGAAGCUUGUAGAUUGCUUGUUGAUGAGUGUUCUUCUAUACCACGAUUUAAACCAGCAGUGGAAGAACUCUUGAAAUCAGUCAAGGGUACUGAAGGUGAAAUAUUGCUUCAAGUUUUGUUAGAAGACGUUGAUGUCAGAUUAUCUGGUAUUGAUUAUUUUGUACUAGGCAGCGCAAAUAAAAUAGAUGAAGACAGUGAAAUGAUGGAUUUGUCAAAAGAAUUUUCAUUGGAAGAUGUAGUGACGGCAUUUGACUCUCUCUCCAAUUGGCAGCUGUUGACACUGCAGCAGCAGAAGUCCACAUCUGACAGACUACCUCCACUCUGGACCUGUAUGUCUGAUUUCAGGAAACACUUAGAUAGUUGGCAGGUCACCACAACAAGUACAUGGUUCGACAAAAUGUUGUCAAUUUAUCAAGAAUCCAAGAAGAGUUACAAAUCUUUACAAUGGUUUAACGAAAUGUCACGUUGGCCUAAGAGACAGUUUACAAUAUCCGCUACAAUAGACGCUUUAGAAUUAAAGAGGAUGCAAGAUGAAGAGCAUCCUCUGGAUCUGAAGUGCCGCAUCCAGCCCCAGGACUGUCUGGUUGAAUGGGCCGCUAGGAUAAUGACCAGAUCUGCAUGUAUACAAAAGAUGUCUGAAAAUAUGGAAAGUAUGACGUCAAUCAGUCCGUCUCACUCGCACGCGCUGCGCUGGUGUGCGCGCGCGAACGAGAUGGCACUACCUUUACAAGUGUUACGUUGCAUACAGACUAUAGACAAACAGGAGUUGGCAACCCUGGCAUGGCAGCGUCAGGAACUCCUCGCCAGGAGACAGCUGGCGCUAAAGACUUCUGAUAUGGACAUCCUCAGUCUACUCUUGGAGACGGCACAUUCUUAUGAAUCUGAAAGUCGAUUAAUUGUAGAUAAUACUACAAUAGAAGAUAUUAUUGGUUUGAAGAAUCUUAUAUUAAUUCUGCGAAAAGAUGUAGGAGCGCUCUCUAACGAGCAAUUAAGGUGUAUAUUAUAUGACACAAAAGAUAAAAUAAAAACAUCAGAGAGUAGGGUAGUGGGUGAAAAUAAGCAAAUGCUUAAAAAUAUGGUGCAGAUAGCUAUUACGCACUAUGACGAAAACUGGCCACUAACUGGUGCUAAAGAACAAAACAUUCAAUUAAAAGAGAUCACAAACGCCUUAGGUGUAGGUAUAGACUUGAAUUUAGAUCUAGACUACAGCGUGUUAGUUGACGUGCUGCUGUACCGACUGAGCUGCGCUGAUCAGCUCGAUAAUAAUGCCACCGACGCUGUCCUUGGCAAGAUGGAUACUCUCAUCCAUGUCCUGGAUGACUUCGCGAUAGAGGAGCUGAAGAGGAACCAAUUCAAAUUGACCUCUCCAUGUGAGCUGGUCACCAAGUUAUCAAGGGAUACUAGCAAACUGAAACAGUGUCUGCAGCUAGUGGCCGACCCUAGACAUAUGUUGCGUCAUUACGUAAGAGAGUUGCUGAAAGCGCUUGAAAAUCUAGAUGACGCUGCGUGGACCAAAUCAUUUCGUAGAAUGAAAGAGAAGAUAUUUGAGAAUCCUUACGCCGGAGUUGACUAUCAAGUACUUAUUAAAUAUAAAGAAAUAUUAUACAAAAUAUCUGAAUUUGAUUUAAAUAAUAAAGAUUCAAUAAAAGAAUCUCUUUUGAUUUUAUUAAAAGAAUUGAAUUCGCAAUCUGAAAGUUUCAAGUUAUCGCAGCUCUGUCCCGCUCUAACACAAGCGGAAUUCCUAUGUGGGAGAAAGACGGAAGACUGUCUCUCUCGGUUGUUAAUGCUACCCCGUGGAGUACAUGUACACAGAUUUGAUGAACAGGUAUCAGUGUUUACGGAUUCCAAACGUCGUCCUGUAGUGUUAAGUGUACGUCUAUCAGACGGUAGUAGACGACGGCUGCUGGUGAAGACUGGCGAGGAGUUGGGGGUGGAUGCAGCCACUCUCAGGGUCAUCAGAGCUAUGAGACUCACAACACAGGAUUACCAGGUGACGUCAUUAGGUGAUGAUAGUGGACUUAUAGAGUAUUUGGAGGAUCACGAGAGGGUCCGGGAGAUGAUUUCUAAAAAAUAUGACGUAAAAGGUAUAGAAUCAUUGAGUACACUUGGUGAGAAAUUAAUUUAUGAUACGAGAGAGCACAGCAUCAGUCAGUACCAGAAAAUGUGCGCGAAGAUACCAGCGCAUGCUUUCAGAUCUGUUAUGGAACUGAAUAGUUCCAGUUUUCAAGAUUUCAUCUACAAGAAAAAGAAUUACGAAGAAAGUCUCUCCGCUAUGACAUAUGCCACCAGUUUGUUAGGCUUGAAGGACCGUCAUUUGGAGAAUAUCCUAUACGAUGUAGUUAGGGGGUCAGUGCGUAGUGUAGACUGGAACAGUGCGCUCCAGCACGACCAGUGCGAGCCUCCUCCAGCCAGGCUCACGCGCUGUCUGCUCGCUCCGUGCAGGAAACAAGUGUUAGAAAGUCGCCUGCAAACAUUGACUUCGGAAACCAGGUUUUAUCAUCGAUUCCUGCAAGCAACAUUACAAAUAUCAUUCAAAUGGAUGGAAAACAAUAUACAAGAUAAGCUCCAAACUGUAUACGAUUUAAUGCGCGGGACUAAAUUAUCUCAUCAAGUGAGUCAGCGGAGCCCUGGAGACUUCGCCCUACUUAUAGAUAAUAUCUUCAAAGAUUUUAUAUAUAAGGAUAUUUAUACUAUUGAAGAACAGGUAACGAAUCUGUUGCGUCAUUGCACAGACCCUCAAAUCCUGGCCAUCACCAGGUCAGCUUGGGAACCCUGGAUAUAGGUCAUCAACUUAAACACAUGGGGCUGGAGACUUUCCUAAGAGGCCUGAUACAUUCGUCACCCACUUACCUAAAUAUAAAUACAGAUAUAAUAUAGUAAAAAUAAUUUGUUUUAAAGUGGGUUUCCGAGACCAAAAUCUC